Molecule: messenger RNA, 966 nt
Organism: Chara braunii
Lineage: Eukaryota; Viridiplantae; Streptophyta; Charophyceae; Charales; Characeae
Source: the annotation of a GenBank genome assembly
GUCGCAGAUGGAUUCUGGACAUGACUCUACUCGUGGUGUCCAAAACCGAAGUACAAGGAGGUUGAUGAGGAGCACUCUGGUUUUCAAUAGCUGGAAUCAGCGUCUGCUGGACAACUUGGCGGGUUCCAAACAACGUGGCGGUGACGACAUUCCAUGGGAGGUGGAUUAUAAGGAGGAAAAAAAGCAAGUGGAGGAGCUCUCUCAGGAUGCAAAAAAGGGAGUGGAGGAGUGGCGGGCUCGUUCGCGGACUGCGAAUGACAGUUUGAAUGACACUGAUGAGGAGGAGGAGGAGGACAAUGGUGAUGAUGAUGAUGAUAAUGUGCCUGCAGUUGAUGAGGUUGUGAGUCGUGAGGCAACUACAGACGGUAUGUGCACAACACAGAGGGAGGUGACGCGUCACAGACUUCAUGACAGUGUCCUCGAACUGGAGAGGGAGAUGAAUGAAUCGUGGAGGAAGCCUGCCAGGGCUUCUAAGUAUUUGGCCCGGGCCCAUCUGGAUAAGAUGGAGAGAGUCAUGGAAACAAUGACUUCAGAACACGCUGAGAAAUAUCUAGCUGCCCGGGCCAAGGCUUGUGCACCAGCUGCAAAACCUGUCAAAAGGCCGAGGGGGCGACCAUGUAAGGUGACCAGGCCGUUGGAGAAGGAAGCCGCUACCCAAGGGGUAACGGACGAUGAGGAGGAGGGGAAGGAGGAGGGCAGAUCAGAAGAAGAAGAUGUUGCUGUGACAUCUGCCAAACGUCCGAGGGGCAGACCACGAAAGGAGGCAGUUCAAUUGUCGGAGGACACAACAACUUGCCUGGUGACUGCUGAUGUCGAAAGUGAGGCAAGAGCUGAUGAUGGGAGUGACAACAAUUCUGAAGAGGACUGCGGCUCGAAAGAAAAUAAACUAAGCUAAAAGAAAAAAAAUUGGCUGCAUCUCGUUACGACUAUGAGGAAAAAAUGUGCGUCGACGACAAAAUAACCAAG